AAUGAAGACAAUUUUAGUUUUGGCAGCAAUUGUAGCGGCUGCAGUUGCCUUACCCGCAGAUACCUACAACCCAGCAUAUGACAACUUCAAUGCGCAGGAGUUGGUUGACAAUGAUCGUCUACUUAAAAAUUAUGGAAAAUGUUUCCUAGAACAAGGACCGUGCACAGCUGAGGGACAUGACUUCAAAAAGGUCAUACCCGAAGCCCUAAGAACAAAUUGUGGGAAAUGCACUCCAAAACAGCGUGAACUGAUUCGUACUGUUGUUCACGGCUUUAAAACUAAGCUCCCAAAAAUGUGGGAAGAAAUUGUCCGCAAAGAAGAUCCCAAAAAUGAAUACACGGCGGCUUUCAACGAAUUUUUGGCAGCUUCCAACUAAGACUUAUGUAGCAAUUAUAGAACUAAUAUACAGCUGAAAUGUAUAUUUAUGUGAUAAAAUACUUUUUAAUGUAUUUGGAUUGUGUUUCAAUAAAUUUGACAUUUACAUUCAUAAAUUAAAUAUCGCUUAUAAAGAUUGUCAAAACGUUAUCAAUCCGACAAUGUAAAUCUGACAAUUAACAGACUUUCUAAUACAGAUUAAUUAUUAUAGCGUACCAUUCUUAAUUGUUACACUUAGUUGUUAUGAGCAAAAUACUCUUUACUCGACUAAGAUUUAUUAUUUCUUAUAAUUGUUAAUAUUAAUAGAACUAGCAAUUGCAGCUUUUAAUAAAAACAAUACAGUAUUUACUUAACAUCACAUUAUACUUAAUUUUGAGAUAAAAUUGACGCUUAGUAUAAGUUGAUCUACCUGAGAAUUUUUAAUAAAUAUUGUUCAAA
This is a messenger RNA of Pieris rapae (cabbage white), 813 nucleotides long. RefSeq names its product allergen Tha p 1 (gene CSP8). The transcript is spliced from 2 exons. The coding region runs from base 2 to 376 and encodes 124 amino acids. The record is from RefSeq and is a predicted model, not a curated record. Lineage: Eukaryota; Metazoa; Arthropoda; Insecta; Lepidoptera; Pieridae.